Molecule: messenger RNA, 1887 nt
Organism: Salvelinus sp. IW2-2015
Lineage: Eukaryota; Metazoa; Chordata; Actinopteri; Salmoniformes; Salmonidae
Product: aristaless-related homeobox protein-like
Biological process (GO): regulation of transcription by RNA polymerase II
Molecular function (GO): RNA polymerase II transcription regulatory region sequence-specific DNA binding; DNA-binding transcription factor activity, RNA polymerase II-specific
Source: RefSeq, a predicted model, not a curated record
AUGUCAGUGUAGACGGGGGAUGAGAGAGGGGAGGCAGCGCGGUUGACGAACAUACUUUUACGCAGUCAAGCUCAGUCCGGACAAGAGGCUCACCUGUGCGGCGAAAAACAUGAGCCAUCCAAGUGAGAAAGAUGCUUCUGACACAACCGAGAGUAAACCUAAAUCCCCCAUGCUCUCUUACUGCAUCGAAAGCAUACUCGGCCGGAGAAGUCCUCUCAAAGUCAGACUCACAGGAAUGCAAAGUUUACCAGUGCUGGCUGGGAGAGUGGAGCAUAAUGCGUCUUUGGAAGCCUCUCAGACAGAUGCCGACAUACACCUGCCCACCAAGUUGCGGCGUCUAUAUGGCCCAGCGGGGAAGUUCAUGGACUCCAGUCGCGGAAUUCGCGAGCAUGAGGAGCAAAAAGAUAGGGAGAGUCCUCUAGACAAAGCCCACGAAAUUCUGAAAAUCACUCAGGCGCCACAAGUUAACAUCAGCCGCAGUAAAUCAUACAGGGAGAACGCGUCCCACAGUCCGACCGAGGAAGUACAGAACCUCGGGCGAGGGAAAGAGGGGCAGGGUGAACUUGGCGCCCCAAAGUUCGAGGACACUGGCAAGGAGCGCAUCUGCGAAGACGUAGAAACGUCCCCAAAGAACGGGGAGAGUUUGCACAUCGAUGGAGAUGUAAAAGAUAGCGAGGACAACGUGUGCCUUUCAGCUGGCAGUGACUCAGAGGAGGGGAUGCUAAAGCGAAAACAGAGGAGAUACAGGACUACGUUUACAAGUUAUCAACUUGAGGAGCUGGAGAGAGCUUUCCAGAAGACGCACUACCCGGAUGUGUUCACGAGGGAGGAGUUAGCGAUGCAGUUGAAUCUCACCGAGGCGCGUGUGCAAGUGUGGUUCCAGAACCGUAGAGCUAAGUGGCGGAAACGAGAGAAAUCUGGGGUUCAGACUCACCCCCAGGGCCACCCCAUCUCUGAACCCCUGGGUGCAGCACACCACCUAAGCCACUACCUGGAGGGAAGUCCUUUUUCACCCCACUCUCACCCCUCCCUGGACUGUCCCUGGACAGCUGCUACCACCUCAUUCCAGGGUCUAACCCACCCCCUCACCAGCUCUUCCUCCCCCCUGGGAUUUGGCCCCUUCCUGGGAGCAGCCAUGUUUAGACACCCCACCUUUAUUAGCCCCUCAUUUGGAAGACUCUUCUCCAGCAUGGGUCCCCUGACACUCUUACGCCAGCCCAUACCUGCAGUAGAGGCCCCAGUCCAGCCCCCAACGGCCUUGUCAGAGGCCUCCCCCUCCUCGCCUGUGGACCGCCGGGCCUCCAGUAUCGCAGCACUGCGCCUCAAAGCCAAAGAGCACUCAGCUCAGCUGACACAACUCAACAUCCUACCUUCCAGCACCACUGGGAAGGAGGUGUGUUGAGAGACAAUAAACCCCCUCCAAUUCCCUCUACAUGGAGCAGGAGUCAUGACCAAAGGAAUAGCAGCUUUGAAGUGGUAGGCUAUAGCACAACAAGGCCUCAUCUUUCCCAGUUAGUUGUCCCAAUGUUCUGUUACUCCAGACUGUCCACAACAUGCUUUCCUCAUAAACUGAGGAAGAGAGAAGAAAUACAAAUAGUGAACUCCCUGCCCUUUGACCCUCAGGAAUGACCCAUUAGCAGCCUCGCACAGGGUGCUACAGGCCACCAAAGGAACAGCUCUAGGCCCUGGAGAGGUUUAAAAGGAGAGCAAUGCUGUAGAUCAUAUAAGCCUAAUGUAUAUUUAAUGUAUUGAUGAUAUGGUGCUUGUUGAUAGAUAGAUUUUCGCAGUCUAAUUAAAUUACUUGGGUAAUCAAGUUAUUAUUUAUGAUCAAUCAUGUAUGAGCCAGAAGCAAGUUUUCAGGAGGAACAUUUUACAUAUAUAUAUAUA